Messenger RNA from Xenopus tropicalis (tropical clawed frog), 1762 nucleotides. RefSeq names its product ring finger protein 25 (gene rnf25). Gene Ontology annotation, molecular function: ubiquitin protein ligase activity. The record is from RefSeq and is a predicted model, not a curated record. NCBI's taxonomy places the organism in Eukaryota, Metazoa, Chordata, Amphibia, Anura, Pipidae. The coding region runs from base 81 to 1214 and encodes 377 amino acids. The transcript has 10 exons.
UGCGGGUUUCCCGGGCAACCAGCGCAUACUUCAUGACGUAACUGAAACAUUCCCUUAUCUUUUUUUUCUCCUGUACCAACAUGGCGGCUGAAGCGGAAGAAGAGGAAGAAUCCUUGCAACAGGAGCUACAGGUGCUAGAGUCUAUUUACCCCGAUGAACUGCAGAUCUGCCGGGGAGAGAGAGUGGUUCUUAGCAUCACACUACACCCAGCCACCGGCCAUGAUGAAGAAACACAGUAUGUCAGAAUUACACUGGAGCUGUCUCUUCCCCCAAAGUAUCCGGCAGAGGUACCAGAGAUCAGCGUGAAAAACCCCAGAGGCCUGUGUGAUGAUCAGAUAAACAGCAUUGUCAGCUCUCUGCGCUCCGUGGCUGAGCAGGGGGUCGGCUGCCCAAUUCUCUAUGAGCUGAUUGAGAAAGGAAAGGAGAUGCUGACUGACAGUAAUAUCCCCCGUGGCCAUUGUGUCAUCUGCUUAUAUAACUUCCAGGAGGGGGAUUCACUGACCAAGACCCCAUGUUUCCACCAUUUCCAUUCAUACUGCCUGGGUCGCUAUGCGCAGCACAGUACAGAACAGAAGCAGAUGGAGGAGCUUUCAGUUUUGUGCCCCGUUUGCCGCGAGGAUGUGACCUGUGACAUCAUCAAACUACAAGCAGCUCCGCCCCCCUUGCACCCAGAGGAGAUAUAUACCCCGGAUUGUAUCACCCUGGAGAAACAGAAGGAGCUGCAUCAGAUUUACCAGGCUCAACUCGCUAAAGGAGGGAUAAUUGACAUUGAGGCAGAAAGGAACCGUUUUUUCAUCAGCAUCCAAGAGCCACCACCACAAUUCGAUGCUGUCCUUGAACCCCAGCCAGAUGAAGUGCAGUCACCUCAGCCAGAGUUAGAGCCACCACCACCACCACCAGUGGAGUCCAAACUUCCCUGCUCCAGGGGCCACCCAGGCAGGCAAAGACCAGGGUACAGGAGUCAGCACUACCGGCCUGUACAUACUGAUCACAAUGCCAACAGCCAUCUGCACCACGGCAGAGGGAGAAAGUUCCACGGCAGAGGGAGACCUGAAAGAUACGACUUGAGCGGGGACGGUAAACCAGCCAUAAGUAGAGACCACGAUGUGCCGGGACGGGGGAACUACAGGGGCCGCAAUUUUAGGACUGGUGCAAUAGUCCAGCCUCCUCCCAGAGGCAGAGGGGAACACUAUAUGAAACACAAUCCCCUAUAGCACAUUAUUUAACUGCCAGAAAAUGUAUUCAAAAAAAGAGAUUAUAUGAUUAAUAAACUGAGGCAGCACCAUUCCAGGCCGAGGUGCAAUAAUCAGACACUUGGUGCUGCGUGAACGAAGGGCAGAAAUAAAGAUUACGGGGGAGCAAUGUUGCAGGUUCGGUUUGAAUUGCCAGAUGGCUGUGUAAAUUAUUGGCUGAUCUGGGCCAAGGCUGCGUGCAAUAAGGAGGGAGUCUAGAGGCCAGGGCAUGUAUGCACUACUCCAAAAUGCGAGGCUGAACUUUAUCAUGUGGUUCUCUAUCCUCUCAGCAGCCGUCUUAAAGGCACAGACUGAAUCGGGACCCACAUGGUAGUAAGUUCCCCCCAGUGCAGAAGGCUUUACAUUGUGAGAAGCCAAGCAGUGCUUUGUGUGUGUGUGCGCUAAUAAAAGCAACCGUGUGAUGUGCUUAAAGAAAUAGUGCAAAACGACAUGAGGGCCCAUUGUGCUCCGCCGAGUGCAGUGGAUAAGGGGAUUCUAUUUAUCAAAAUAAAGGAUGUUAUUGCCUGAAA